GCUCAGACUCAAUUGUGCUUCCUGCUUGUCAGCCUCUUGCCUCCCAAACGCGUACCAUUUCCACUUGAUGUCAUCAGACAGAAGGGGGUGAAAGAGACUCGGUGACAGAUUCAGGGUUUGAAUGUGUCCAUCCUGUCGGCACCCUCCGCAUUUCAAGGUUUUAUUCAGUCCCUGCUGCACUUGAAUUUUGAAACAAGAAAUGAACACACCUGAGCAUGCUCGAUGCCUGUGAGCUCCCCCAUCACCUCACGACGUUGGGAAGCCUCAGAGAAGGCAGGUGCUGGAGCAGCGGCCUCUGAGGGCAAGCUUCUUCCCUGUGGCCUUGACCUUCCUGUUCCCAGUGCACGAUGGAGACGCUCUCCCAAGAUUCCUUGCUGGAAUGUCAGAUCUGUUUCAAUUAUUACAGUCCCCGGCGAAGGCCCAAGUUGCUGGAUUGCAAACACACCUGCUGCUCGGUGUGCCUCCAGCAGAUGAGGACGAGCCAGAAGGACGUGAGGUGCCCGUGGUGCCGAGGCAUCACCAAGCUGCCUCCGGGCUUCUCCGUGUCACAGCUCCCCGAUGACCCCGAGGUCCUCAGCGUUAUCGCCAUCCCGCACGCCUCCGAGCACACCCCGGUCUUCAUCAAACUUCCCAGCAACGGGUGCUACAUGCUGCCCCUUCCCAUCUCCAAGGAGCGCGCGCUGCUGCCCGGAAACAUGGGCUGCCGCCUGCUGCCCGGGAGCCAGCAGAAGCCAGUCACUGUGGUGACCAUCCCUGCGGAGCAGCAGCCUCUGCAAGGCGGGGCUCCCCCGGAGGCAGCGGAGGAGGAGCCAGACCGGCGGGGCGUGGUGAAAAGCUCCACUUGGUCGGGGGUGUGCACUGUGAUCUUGGUGGCCUGCGUCCUGGUCUUCCUGCUGGGCAUCGUGCUCCACAACAUGUCUUGCAUUUCCAAGCGCUUCACUGUGAUAUCCUGUGGCUGAAGCGGGCUGCGGGGGUGUGACUGGUGGGUGCCAACUCGGGGUGGAGCAGGCGUUGAUGAUGGAACUCGGGUGAGAAGAUGGGGGCGACGCUGAUCAUUUGGUGCCGAGCGCUGGCCUCCGGGCUGCCAGUUAAUUAACCCAAGACAGACACGGAGGGGCAGAAUGUGAGGUCUCAACAAAGAUGCCAGACGGGAAGCUCUGAGCAUUGAUGGCGCAGCUUCGAAGGCGAUUGCAUGCAUCCUCGUAGUCAUUUAUAAAAUGGACUGUAACUUAUGAUUUUUCAAAGUCACGUGAUGAGAUAGACAUAUUCUACUUAGAUGUUGACCUGUGCAAGUGCAUACGAUGUGAUCUUCUCUACAUGUGGUAGAUUAAAACCAAGAUGCUAUGUGUACAAGUAGAAUCCAACCUGAGAAUGAAUCCAUGACCAAUUCAGUGACGACACGCAGUGCUGUUUUCUUUCCUUUUACAAACGAAACCCAGUCUUCACUUAGUUGCUAAGGCUUUUUAUACUUUCUGAAUGGCGCCCGAAUUAAACUAAGUUAAGCGGAUCGUCGUUUUUUGAAGAAACUAUUUGAACAAGUGUUUCCGAUGUAUUGUGUUUUGUUUGUCGUGUUCCUUCAUUUUUCAUCCCUUGUAAUUAGAGCUUGAUAUGUGUUUAUUAAAUGGAAAGCUCAACAGGGGAGCAAUAAACUGAGUAAUGAUGAGAAAUGCCUAAUCCCACAGGAAAACUAUAUGCCAAUUUUUCUCAAGCCAUCUCACAAAAUAAGAAUUUUAAAUGUAGAUAUUGUGUAUUUAUAUGUGUGUGUAAUUCGGUUUACCUCGGGUUUUGAAUCUUUACAGAAGAAUCUUGGUGGUAAGACUCAGUAGGCAUGAAUGAGUGCAGGGUCUGAAACGGUGCCACCUACCUCCUGGGCACUGGGACCCACUCAGUGAGGAGUCACACACUCGUCACUUCCAACACCUGCUCCUCUUUUGUGCAGUCGAGUUGUGAGUCACAAAUGGAGAGUAACAGAACCUUCUGUCUUUUCUCCCAGUUUGGGAAUAUUGUAAUAGUCACGAGUGUUGUUAACCGAUGAUAAACCUGGACUGGCAUUUUAAUAGACAGUCCACAGUUAUUUUUUGAAAGAGAUUAUUGUUCCAUGAGAGUUGAACCAUUCUGAAUUCCAGUUUCCUUUUGUUGUAUAAGUAAGAAUAUCUCUUCUAUCUGGAAAUGUGUUUUUAUUGAGAAAAGUGGUGAGGUAAACCUAGAACUCACAUUCUCAAUUUAAAUGGACCAGUUCAUCCUAAAUUCUUAAGUGGGUAAUGGUCUGUAGAUGCUCACAAAGAAAGAUUUGCUAGAUGAAAUGACGAAUUCCUAUGCUGGGUGUGUGUGUGUGUGUGUGUGUGUGUAAAUAGCUGUGAGCUUUACAGUCCUCUUCUAAUUUCCUUUAUGACAUUCCUGAAGCAAGUGGUAUGUGACAAGGACUCCUCUCAUAAAUAUCUGUUUAUGUUCCAUUGAAUCCAUGAAAAUAGGGGAGAGGAAGAUAAGCAGUGACUGGCUCCAAAAAGCAAAGCUGGAAAUAACCCUCUAAGAUGGAGACAAUUUAAUUUACUUAUAUGCUAGCUAUGACCUUCAAGCAGCACAAAAUAUGCACAUUAAAGUGAUGGAAAUUAGGAGAGAUAAAAUGACAAUAUAAUGACUAGAAUCCAGAGCCAACACUGUUCAUUGGUGUGAGGAUUCAAUAAAAAAAAAUAUGAACUCGGGCUUUUCAAAUCUUUCAAAUUUUUCAUAAGACCUUUAGGAAAUGUAUUUGAAAGCUCAAACUAGAUAUUAGGUUAAAAUGCCAUUUUAUUGUGUAAGCUAUUGGGCAUUAUACAAAAAUCUAGGAUUUAUUUGGUAUUAAUAAUUUAGGUAUCAUAUUAGCUGAAUGCUAUCCUCUAUUAUGUAACAUAAUAUACUGUUGGGUUAGUGUCAAUUUCUCCAACUGAACCAGGCUGCUGUAAUGCACAUCUGACCCAAUUUCUAUUCCUUUUGGGGGAAAAAAAUAACACCAAAAACACAGAAAUGUUGCAUUAAGAACACUAUAUUUCAAAUGGACUUUACCCUUGCAAUUUUAAGCCAUGCCAUAUUCCAAUUAAUUUUGUAAAUGAUAUCUACAUAUGUUUAUGUACAGUACGAAAUGACCGGCCGUGUAGUGUAGUAUUUGAUAGACUUCUAUGUGUUAAGUAGGUUAUAUACAGACACUAAAGUAUGUGACAGUACAGCGCCCUGUGUUUCUUAGUGUAAAAAUAUUGAGUCAAGUUACCAUUCACGUAACUUUUACUUAAAAACAAUCCGAUGCUAGAGCUGCAAUUAAGCAGUGCAAAGUUUAUCAGCUCCGUGAUAGAACCUUGACUUUACAACCUAGGAUAACAAUAACAACCAAAAGCAGAAUUUUCUAUGUGAGUCUUACUGACAUAAAAAACACUGUUUGAAUGAAUUCUGCCUACAGUUACUUGUGCACCUGUUUGUUAGGGUGUACGUGUGUGUGUGUGUGUGUGUGUGUGUGAUGUCUUAGCCUGCCAGAUAGAACUUUUAUGGACUUGAUGUUUUAAUGGUAUUUGGCAUCCCAUUACUCUGGCCUCUUCUGGCAUUGACCCAUAACACUAACAACUCAUCGACCCCAUGUGACCAAAGUCCAGUGGCACAAUCGGCCAGCAUUGACAGUUGCAUAUCAAUAAAAAAGUCACAGCUGAAAGCACAGAAAGUUAGAGUUGAAAGCAACCUCCAGUGGCUUCAUUUGUAGGUGAGUCCAUUGAGGCCCACAGACUGAUAGAGCUGCUUGAAAUUCUGCAGCAAAAGGGAGACAAGAACUUUGUACUUCUUCCUAGGCCUGUCAUGGGCUCUGCAUGAUCUUCAGGGUGGAUGAAUACCCUUUACUAACUCAACUUUUGCUUUAAAGUGUGUGUGUGUGUGUGUGUGUGUGUGUGUGUGUGUAGCUUUCUAUACUGGUAUUCAUUUUAGUUAGCAUCUACCUCUCUAGGAAAUGAAAGAAAGGUUGAUUUAGGGGAUGAGUUACAGAAGUUUAAAAGAAACCAUGUCAUUUGAAUUUUUAAAAUUGCAAGCCAUUGGUUUCCCUCCAUCCUUCCCUUCUGUGUAAAGGACGAGUGUUGUGUAAAUAGUAAACUAUAAGAAGCAUGAAUUUUCACCUUUAUUAAUGAUCUUGACCUAAGCAAGAGAAUGCUUAAUAUGUUAAGUAGAGCCAAGUAGGCUAUCAAAAAGCAUUGUCUUUGGAACAUUUUUUUGUACAAUAACCUGGGGCAUAAGUUGUGAUGAAAAGGCAAAUCAUUUCUUAGUUCUAGUCAUACUUUAUGAUCAGAAAGCUUUAAGGUAUUUUCUUUAAAUAUAUAAUUAAGUUUAAUCUUGCUCACGACCGAAUAGUGGAUCCCUUGAAGGUUAAACCAAUGAGGAUGCAGCCCUUGGGAUCUUCUAGGUUGGCACUGCUCAGUGGAACUUUCUGUGAUGAUGGAAAUAUUAUGUAGCCUAUGCAGUCCAAUACAGUAGCCGCUAGCCACAUUGGCUAUAGGCAGUUGAAAUGGGGUUAGUUUCCUGAGUUACUGGAUUUUGUGUUUUAGUAUUUAAUUUUAAGUUAUUUAAAUUUAGGAGCUCAUGUGGUUAGUGGCUAACACAUUGGAUAGCACAAUUCUGGAUGGUUGUACAAUGAUAUCUAGCAUCAGAGUGUUAGGAGUAACAGAGUAAGGCUAAGACAGUUUGUGGUUUAGUAGUAACAUGCAGUUGACUAAAAACAAACCUUUCUGGAUUUAAAAAGUAUAUGAUCUCAAGUAUGAUAGUAAAAAUUCAUUGAUUGCCCUUGGGGUUAUUACUUAGAUACUUUGGGUCAAAGCACAAUCAGUGAAGCUUAGAGUGCUUUAUGAAGCCCCUUUUCUGGGAUCAUUUGCUGCAUGUGAAUUUAUUGUCCAAAAAUAGUAGUUGCACAGUAGCUGUAAAACAUUCGACUUGCAAGUUAUGCAUGACCUGUAACUGUGAAAAUGUGUUUAGGGUCUUAUGGCCAAAAAGUAAAUGUUACUGUGGGGG
Myotis brandtii (Brandt's bat) is the source of this 5013-nucleotide messenger RNA. RefSeq names its product ring finger protein 152 (gene RNF152). Gene Ontology annotation, cellular component: lysosome; lysosomal membrane. Lineage: Eukaryota; Metazoa; Chordata; Mammalia; Chiroptera; Vespertilionidae. The transcript has 3 exons. Bases 348 to 959 code for a protein of 203 amino acids. The record is from RefSeq and is a predicted model, not a curated record. Gene Ontology annotation, molecular function: ubiquitin protein ligase activity. Gene Ontology annotation, biological process: protein polyubiquitination; apoptotic process; negative regulation of TORC1 signaling.